AGCUGAGGAGGAGGCGAUCGUUUCUCGUGUUUUUUUUGUUUUUCAAACCGUCAUACGUAUCCUUUCACGACACACUCACUGGCCCCUCUAACUCACAUCCAACACCACCGCCAGCACCAAUUCAAACAAACUCAACCAACCUUUUCUUUUUUUCAUCCGAUAGCUACUUCAUCUUCUCGUAGUUCUACGUCAUGCCGAAGCGUCACCGUCAGCCGGAGCCGAUUGAUAUCCAGAGCACCGCACACCACAGCCACCAUACCGCCAACGCAUCUCCACACAACAAGAACUCCUUUACGCAGUCCAGCACCACCUCCGAUGUAUCGUCCUCGCUAAAGUCCACGAGCAGCGCUGUGGACGGGUCGCGUGACGACCCCCUUUACUCCCCACAGGAGCAGAAGCUGGUGGAGGAGACGCGCAGUAAGGCGGUAGACUUCCCUGCCACGCCCGAAACGCUGGCGCGCCACCGCCGCCGGCAGGAGGCGGUCGCUAAGCGGCGGCGUGCGUCGUACGACCGCGAUGGCCAGCCCCUGAGCAAGGACGACGCCGCGGUCUCCACCGACAGCCGGAGAGGUACACUACGCACCGCGAAGGGUCAACGAGGCUCGACCCUUCUCCCCUCUUCCUCUCCGGCUGCAAACGGCUCUGACCCCGCCAGCGACGACGACGACGGCGGUGUGGAUGACGAUGACGCCAGCGAACUCAGCUCGAAUGACUACGUUGGCGACGAUGGCAACCAACCGAGCACCGACUCCGAACUCGACAGCGAGAAGGAGGACGACGAGGCAGAGUUGCGAGGGCUGCACAAGGCCAUGGCGGCGGCGGCGGCGCAGCGUCGUCGUGCCGGUGCGAAGGACAACCGAAACCCGGAGUCCAGCGACAGUGCGGAUGAAAAUGGUAGCAGCAGCAGCAGCAAUUCGGAGACGCAUGAAAGUGGUGAUGGCUUUGAUGACCCGUCGGACGAGGAUGAAGAGGGGGCUAGCGACGAUGUUGAUAAUGCAGAAGAAAGCUCGAGCGACGGUGACUUCUCCGUGCAGGACGAAGAGGCUGUCGAAGAGGCAGACAGGGCGGAGCAGCGCCAUAGCGACGGCGACGACGAGGAGGAAGACGGCCCCGACGGUGGCGGCCUCAUCACGAUCGACUUUGGUGUUUUUGAAAUGGAAGCGUCGAACGUUGACGGCCUCAUCCACCUGAUGGAUCAACUGUGCCCAGACAAGAUGAACGAGGUGGACCGCGACGGUCUCGGCCUGGCCCUGCUCGAGAGCCCCUUCACCAGCGUGGUGCGCCUGCAAAACAACGGAGACGACGCCACCGGUGAUGAGGCGCAGGAGUUCUACGGACUCUCCUCGGUGCUUGACGUCGCGCAUGGGCAGCAGCUGUACCCGACGGCGCUGCGGCCCUUGUGUGAGCUGUUGCAGCAGCACGUGUGGCGCCAUGCCGCCGCUGGCAUCCCGCCGACGGACAUCCUCACCAGCGUCGUGGACGACGACGAGCACGUUUCGAUGUCGCGCGCAAAGUGCCUAUUGCUCAUCUCGGAGUACAUCCGCAACAUCCCGCUGGAGCUGACGGUGCAAAUUCUGGAAGACGUCUUGAACCGCCUCGAUGCAACGGGCAGCGCGGAAAACAAGCAGAAGCAGCAAACCGGGGCCACGCACGAGAGCCCCAUUUUUUCCACGCAGCCCAGUAUGCUUGCGGUGCUGGCCAAGGUGCAACGCCCGACGGAUGCGCCGGUGACACUGCCGAAAGGCGGAAAGCAACAGCUGGCGAGCCCCGCCGUUUCUGGAGAUGCUGGGGAGUCGUCGUCAUCCUCGCCGUCCACCGCAGCUUCUUCCAAGAGGCAUCACCACGGAAAGAAAACUGAGAAGCCGACGGGCACGAGCAGUGGCACCAUGGCUGCUCCCGAGGCCCCGCUUGACCUCGCGAACUUCAUUUUCUGGCGUGAGGAGGACAGCAUCCUGUACGACUAUCGCGACAAGCGUGUCGCUGCACUCGUCUAUCGCUGCCGCCCGCAGUACGACGGACAGGCGGAGCAUGAGAUUCCGCUGUCGGUUCUUUUUGUGUUGCAGUACGGCGCGGCGCGGCAGGCGGUGGAGGAGAUGAAGCGGCGACAGACCGCCAACACGGUUAUUGAGCGGUAUUAA
This is a messenger RNA of Leptomonas pyrrhocoris, 2138 nucleotides long. RefSeq lists its product as hypothetical. The coding region runs from base 192 to 2138 and encodes 648 amino acids. The transcript has a single exon. Gene Ontology annotation, cellular component: nucleus. NCBI's taxonomy places the organism in Eukaryota, Euglenozoa, Kinetoplastea, Trypanosomatida, Trypanosomatidae. The record is from RefSeq and is a predicted model, not a curated record.